AUGGGAAAACGCUCACAAACGACAAACUGCACUCAUGUAGACAUGGACCGUGUCUAUGGGCAUGACCAACAGUGCUCCGUUUGUGGCUGCUCAUCCUCCAUCGGCUUCCUCUAUCAAUGCAAACAGGACAAUGAAACUGAGCACCUCAGCGAUCUGAUAUCGCGAAACACAUCAAACAUCAUGCCAGUCAAAUCGAGGUUACGGAAAGAGCUGGAGAGAGCUGGGUUAAGCGAAAGUAUUAUUAUUGCCGCAGAGAGCGGACACUACACCAAUCAGCAAUUGCAGAAACUGAAGCAAAUGAAGCGCGAAUUGCAACAUACCAUCAUCGAUGUGCAACAGGCUGAUCAGGCCAACGAUGCCAUAUCCAGGCUUAUGGACAUGGCAAUGGCACCUUGUGGCACUGAUGGUGCCAUGAGUAGUCUACUCCCUGCAGAUACGGAACCUUCAGGAUGUAACUUCAAAGCAUGUCAUGGGUGCCGCCCCUAUUACUUGGACCGCGUCUACAUUUCUUUUGGAGCCGUCGUGGCAGGCGAAUUUUCACCUUUGACACGAGCAGACAUUGCAAAGUUGCCCGUCAGGCCCGCUGCAACUAUGCACAACAUCGGUAUGAGACGUCGACCACUACCAUCGUCCAGAACGUCCAAUGCCACACCAUCCACAAGGGCGACCUUCAAUUCCCCCGCCACGUCAACUAACCUCCGCCACUCGCCAUCCUCAAACACAACCGACUCCAGUGCCACCACAUUCCAGACAUCGCAAACCGACCUCGACGAAAUUGCAACCCGACGCCGUCCCCGCCUCAACUUUUACAAAAUCGGUCGUCUUCCAUCAAACAACCUGGCAUCCUCCCGCUCAUCCCCCCUCCUCCCCCAAGGCUUCAAGACAACAAUCCAAGGCAUGUUCCGCUACAACCGCGACCCCAGUUCCACCAGCACAUCCACCACCUGGGACACCGCAAACUCCACCUCCACUUCAACCUCCUCCUGUAAGACAACCCGCGUGCGCCGCCCCCGCCGAGAAAAUAAGCAUCACAAUCACCCUCAAAUCCCGCCCACAUCAUCAUCGUCAGCAGACAGCGCCAUAAGCACAAACUCAGCCUUUAAACUCUACCCCCUGGAGAAAGAAGCACAUACCCGCGUCACAUCGACGGGAAGGACGCACACGGCGCGAAUGCACAUACCAGAUGUAGCUACGAUUACGCUCACGGAUCCAGCGUCGCGAUUGGCAAAGUCGGGGGCUGUGGUCAGGACGAGGGAGGUUACUGGUGAGGUGCAGGGGCAGAGGAGAGGGGUGCAGAGUGUUAUGACGCAAGUUUGA
Molecule: messenger RNA, 1317 nt
Organism: Bipolaris sorokiniana ND90Pr
Lineage: Eukaryota; Fungi; Ascomycota; Dothideomycetes; Pleosporales; Pleosporaceae
Exons: 2
Coding region: 1-1317 (438 amino acids)
Source: RefSeq, a predicted model, not a curated record